AAUUAUGACCAGGGCGUGCACACCGUGCUUGUCGUGGAGAGGGAGCGCUUCUAUGGAGUUAAGAAGCGUCUGACGUCACUUUUGGAGCGACAGAUCACCGAGUUCCGCUACUGUUUCCCGUUCGGCCGACCGGAUGGAGCCCUGGAACGCACACUCAGCCUUCUAGAGCGGGUAUGUGUGUCUGAACCUACCAUUUCUACGGGUGGUUUUGAAAUGCAUUCAAUACGAGUAUAA
Messenger RNA from Protopolystoma xenopodis, 234 nucleotides. The record is from the annotation of a GenBank genome assembly. Lineage: Eukaryota; Metazoa; Platyhelminthes; Monogenea; Polystomatidea; Polystomatidae.